Molecule: messenger RNA, 3550 nt
Organism: Pisolithus orientalis
Lineage: Eukaryota; Fungi; Basidiomycota; Agaricomycetes; Boletales; Pisolithaceae
Product: ras GEF
Exons: 12
Coding region: 144-3437 (1097 amino acids)
Biological process (GO): Ras protein signal transduction; positive regulation of GTPase activity
Cellular component (GO): plasma membrane
Molecular function (GO): guanyl-nucleotide exchange factor activity
Source: RefSeq, a predicted model, not a curated record
CUCGGCCUCUCCCCGACCGGCGAGCGUCUAAACCAUCUCUCAUAUGCCAUCAGCAGGCUAAUCUUGCAUUGCUCGCCACUCUCUCGUUCGGCUGCUUUAAUCGCUGCACUAGCAGAAGCCGCGACUCAGCGGAUGCAGCCAUCAUGACAACUGACACUAGUACCGACUCCUCCCAUUCACUGCCUGCCAUUCCAACUCUCCCGCCCAUUGAAAUGCCUGACGACUCGGACACGGCUCUUCACGAUUCCCCCGGUCUUCACUCGCAAACAGCCACGGGCGGAUCCGCCCCCCAGCCCUCAACACCCGCCACGCCAUAUUCUCCAGAGAGUCAACCAUAUGCAAGCGGUUCUUCCACCGCUGAUUCCGUCCAGCAACAAAUUCACCAGAAAUCUGCUUCGGCUGACUCGCUACGCGUCCACCAACCCAAGGACUCCGUGCCACCCUCGCCAACAGGUGCUAGGAACGCCACACUUCCCAACGCAGAUUCGUCAAGAGCUCGUAGGUCAGAACUGUCUAUCGACGCUCGCCGCCGCCGUGAACCGGAGACCAUACCCCCUUAUGCGCGCUCGCGGGGUCACAGUGUCAGUACUGCCAGUGAUGGCAACGAUUCCGCCAUCGACCAAGGCCUCGAAUCCGAUUCCUGGCCACCCUUGAAACGUUCAAUAGAUAAAGGUAGGCGAACCUCAGUCAAGGGCGGUGAACAGGCCCGCCCGUCCCGACGCCCUGGUGAUCUCAAGCUUCCUGCUCGCAACCAACAACCUCUCCUCCCCUUUACGUUUGCCCAACCGCUACCUCACGAUGACAGCCGAAGACUGCAUUCAACCACAUCAUUACAAUCUUUUCCGAGACAUUCCUCCAUCACGGAGGUUAUGUCUGGCCGCGUCAGGAGCGGCAGUCUUGGCCUGCAAGGGAGUACCGACAGUUCUGGCAGUCGGCCCCCACUCAUUGAUACGACACAACUCUCAUUGCACUCGAGGGAAUUUCGCAUCGCGGUCGUUGGCACUCCUGGCUGCGGGAAGUCUACCUUUGUCGCCGAAGAUGCACGGUCUCACGGUGUGAACAACUUGGAUGCACUAUUUAAUGCGCCCAGCGGCCUAUCAUCCUCUCCCUUCUGUUAUGUUAGGAAGUCGGAAUCGUCGAAGCGCGAAUCUCUCCCUCAUGUAGUAUGCGUUUACGAGCUGGAUAUUACAAGCGUCGCGACACUCCCUCCCGUGGGUGGCAUUUUUGUAUGCUACGAUUCUGCGGAUCCAUCGUCAUUUGCUCCGGUGCCCGAUUUUCUUCGGUUGAUAAGCCCGAUGAAACAUUGCGUUGUCGCGAUUGCCCUUAAAUCCGACUUGGAACCAGUAGUCGACCGAGCGAUGCCCGUGAAUUUGUUCGCUGAAUACGAUAUCCAGGUGGCGGCUGUGGAUCUCAGUGACACUGGGAGGGUAAAAAUGAGGAAGGCUUUCGGCUACAUGUUACGGUGGCUCGCCCGCACACACAGUAUCGACCUCGGAAACUCUGCUACACCGGAUGCUGCAGCGCCAGCCGUUUUGUGGGAGGGUCGAGGUUCGACGUCCGUGGCACGCACGCCGUCCUCAGCACCACCGAAUCAUACAUCAUCCCAAGACCGCUCAGGUUCCUUCCAGCUUUCGCCUACAGCUAACCUCCCGAUUCCCAUUCCUUCAUCUGCGGGUUCUCCUACUCGCGCACGCUCGACCUCGGAUCUCCGCGCAGAGCACGAGAAACCCAAGUCACGAGAUUCGGAAGAGCGAAAAUUGUCAAGUGCACGUAGUACGAAUAACCUUUCUGCUGCCGCAAAUACGCAGCUAGGAUCAGUCUUACCAUUGCAGCGGGCUGGCGACCUGACGAAUGGUCUUAAUGAAGAAGAACGUCAGCUCCUGAAGGAGAAGGAAACGCGAUCCGCCCAGUAUGUCACGCUAGAGGAGUUGCUUGACAAGUUGCUAUUCCUUGCCGUUAGUGGAGAUGACCCAACUUUCAUCUCACAUUUCUUACUUACGUAUCGGAGGUUCGCAAGUCCUCGGAACCUCUUGUUGGCCAUGCAGAAGCGUAUGCGGGAACUGGACAAGUCCCUAGGUGACUCAGGCUUUGUAGGCUAUGCUGAGAUGAGGAUCUGUCAUCUGCUGCAAACCUGGAUUGAGCGUUAUCCUCAAGACUUUGCUGUUCCCGAUACCUCUGGAGCGUUGAGCGCGUUAGUAAAGUCCAUUUUGCGCAAAACCCAUCUUUGCCAUUAUGGUUCCGAUUUCUUGCCAUUUCUGGAGCAUAUACCCGAUGUCCGCGAUGUUGAUGCCGCAUGGGCACGGAAAGCAGAGCCCAUAUUGGACGAUACUGAAGAUCCCUAUUGUAUUUCUGACGGCGAAGAUGACACGCUUGGGUCGUCGCUAGCUGCGGGGUCGACUUCAGCUUCAACGAGCAAAUCGUCCGUCACACCAUCUUACGAGGCUUCCACAGGCUCUAGCUCGAGAGAGCGAAAACAGAGCCUGCCUUUAAGUGCGAUGGCAUUGAUCAUGCCUGUGUCGACACCGGUUGCUGACUCUCCCGACAUCCCGCUGAAGCAGCUGCUGAAGGAACUUUCUAAGCAUUCGCAGGAGCUGCAAAAUUACGACUGCUCUGAGAUUGCGGAAGAGAUAACACGGGUCGAAGCAUCGUUUUUCAUGGCAAUAGAACCAAGAGAUUGGCUACGUUAUACUAUCGUUCCGGGUCGCAAAGAUCCAGAGACAGAUACCAUCGCGAGGUUUAACGCAAUAUCAAAUUAUUUAGGGGACUGGGUUGUGUCUCUCAUUCUCUGCCACGACAAACCAAGGAACCGUGCUAAACAAAUUGAGAAGUUCGUCGACAUUGCCCACAAGCUUCGUGCCCUAAACAACUACUCCGCUCUACGUGCGUUCGUCGCCGGCAUCAACAAUUCCACAUUUCAGGGUGACGACACCAUGGAGACAUUUAAAUCCAAAUAUCCGGACCAUUACAAAAAUCUGUUGUCAUGGGAUGUCUUGUUGCAGCAGAGAGGCGCUCACCAAGCCUAUCGAAUGGCUCUCAAGAAUACUAAAGGAGCAUGUAUACCAGCCCUUGAAGUCCACAUGUCGGAUCUCAUACGCGCUCACGAAGGAAACCCUGAUUUCAGUCGUACAGAACCUAAGAAAGUUCACUGGGGCAAAUUUAGCAUGCUUGGGCGCUUUAUACAAUGUACCACGCAAUGCCAAAUACAAUGCCAAACGACGACCGACUAUAACUUCCGGGAACGCUCCAAGAUACGAGACCUUGUAUUCAAUGGAUACGUUAUGUCAAUAGGAAUGCAAAAUUCCAGGAUAGCACCAGUUCCAGAGGCAAGUUUGGAUGAACCUCUCGUGCCGAGUUUACCCAGGUCAUUCUCUCGUGAUGAUACUCACUUCCCGCAUGCAAGAGACAAUACCCUUAUUCGUCGGUUAUUCCAGUGGUGAAACAAUGUCGUUGUACGCCGUACUGAACUGCUGUAUCACCAACGUGCUUUCUAUUUACUGUUGGAUACCCUGUCGCAUGCUUAUAUACGUGUUAUUAUUCAUAAGAAUUUUUG